This is a messenger RNA of Brettanomyces nanus, 1884 nucleotides long. RefSeq lists its product as uncharacterized. The transcript has a single exon. Lineage: Eukaryota; Fungi; Ascomycota; Pichiomycetes; Pichiales; Pichiaceae. Gene Ontology annotation, cellular component: cytoplasm; calcineurin complex. The coding region runs from base 1 to 1884 and encodes 627 amino acids. The record is from RefSeq and is a predicted model, not a curated record. Gene Ontology annotation, molecular function: calmodulin binding; calmodulin-dependent protein phosphatase activity. Gene Ontology annotation, biological process: calcineurin-mediated signaling; fungal-type cell wall organization.
AUGCCUUUAAUUAAUGUUGAUAAUGAGAAAAUCGAAGGUAAUGGUGCCUUUGAUAGCGGUUUGAGCAUUGGUUCAAGCACAGCCUCAAAUUCGACCUCUAGGAGACUUCAACGAGCAAUUGAGAAGGUGAAUUAUCCUAAAUUGGCGCCCGAUAUCGAUCUUACCGUGUAUGUGGACAGUGAAGGGCAUGCAUACAGUACCAAGGAGCGUGCUGUGGCGUCAGUAGAGCCUCCUGAGGUUACGAUUCCGAAAGAUGAGCGAUUGUUCAACCAAAAUGAUGAGAGACCUGAUUACAAAUUUUUGCAGGAGCAUUUCAGGAAGCAAGGACGACUAUCUGAGUCCCAGAUUCUUCGAAUAAUUAAGACAGCGACUGAAAUGUUUCAUGAUGAGCCGAAUCUCCUUGAAGUUGGCUGUCCAGCCGUUGUAAUUGGAGAUAUACAUGGUCAGUACUAUGAUAUGUUGAAAUUACUCAGCCUGUGUCCGGAACCAGGUAAAGAUGGCACUCAAUUCUUAUUUCUAGGCGAUUAUGUUGAUCGUGGUGACUGUUCUAUCGAAGUUUUGGUUCUUUUGUAUGCCAUGAAGAUCAAUUUUCCGAAGAAUAUCUGGAUGCUCAGAGGAAACCAUGAGUCUAUUCGAAUGACUGAGUACUUCACCUUCAAAAAGGAGUGUCUAGUGAAGUAUUCCAUCAAGGUUUAUCAAGGAGCAGUGAAAUCCUUUAAGGAAUUGCCUAUUUCGGCAGUUUUGAACGAUCAAUUUCUUUGUGUCCACGCUGGAAUCUCUAAAAAGUUGCGCACUUUGAAGGAUAUCGACAAAAUUGAUCGUUUCCAGUACGAUUUUCCAUCUUCUGGAAUGUUCUGUGAUCUCGAAUGGUCUGACCCAAGUCCUGAGUAUGACAGUGAAGAAGGACUUAAAGAUGUAGCUUUUAGACCCAACAGAGAACGUAACUGCUCUUACUAUUACUCGUAUAAUGCUAUGAAUAGCUUUCUUCAAAAGAACAAUCUUCUCAGCGUUAUACGUGGGCAUCAGGCUCAAGAUACGGGCUACAGAAUGUAUAGAAAGAGUGAAAUCACCGGAUUUCCUACGCUUAUCACGAUAUUCUCGGCUCCAAACUACUGCCAUACGUAUAGAAACAAGGCGGCAGCAUUACUUUACAACGGUCAGACCUUCAACAUUAAACAGUUUGUUUCUGCACCAAGUCCGUACUUUCUACCUGAUUUUAUGAAUGUUUUUGAGUGGUCUGCACCGUUUGUAUGUGAGAAAGUUGUUGAAAUUAUGAUGAGUAUGUUGAAUGUAUGUACUGAGAGGGAGUUAGGUGACGGUGAGGUAUAUGAGGAGUCGGGGGGUGAAGCUUCGGGGGGUGAAGCUUCAGGAGAUGAGGAGUCAGGAGAUGAGGAGUCAGGAGAUGAGGAGGCAGGGAUUUCGGGGGAUGAGGAGUCUGAGAUUUCGGGGGCUGAAGCUUCCUCAACUCCCUCAGUUCCCUUCUCUAAAGCCCUUAGACCUGUCACUCGUCAUAAACUGAGACGACCGGAUAGAUUCCUAAGAAAGCAUAUAGUGGCCAGAAGAGAUGGUAUAGCAAGUAAACUCCGAGCCAUUGGAAGAACUGCCAGAAUGCUUAAUGUUCUUAGAGAAGAAUCAGAGAAAAUGACAUUAUUAAGAGAUGCCAGAAACGGAAUAUUACCCAGAGGAGUUUUAAUUGAUGGUAGAGAAGAUCUUCAUGACCAUCUUAAGUCAUUUUCUGAUGCCAGAGAAGUUGAUCUAAGAAACGAAGGACUUCCUCCAUCCGAAGAAGAAGUUCAGAAGGUGGAUGAAGAGAAGACCAAGAAGUACAAGAAGUAUAUUGAAGAAGGAACCAGCGAUGUUGAAGGAGACGAUGUGAUAUUGUAG